Saprolegnia parasitica CBS 223.65 is the source of this 1314-nucleotide messenger RNA. RefSeq lists its product as hypothetical. NCBI's taxonomy places the organism in Eukaryota, Oomycota, Saprolegniomycetes, Saprolegniales, Saprolegniaceae. Gene Ontology annotation, molecular function: protein binding. The transcript has 7 exons. The coding region runs from base 1 to 1314 and encodes 437 amino acids. The record is from RefSeq and is a predicted model, not a curated record.
AUGACCGGUGACGCGGAGCUGCGCGCAGCGACGGGCAGCAUCUACACGCUCCAGCGCGCGUUCGACUCGAUGGACGCGCUCGCAUCGCUGGACAAGCGCGCGGGCCUCCACAUGAUGAACGUGCCACUCGGCCAGGACGACGACGACGACGACGACCGCGACGUCCUUGCGCACCGCCGGUCCCAUUGGAACCACAAGUGCAGUCUCUCGUUCGUGCAGACCAAGACGUUCAUCCCGUACCGCACCAUGGCCGAGACGCCUCGGUCGGCCAAGCAGCCCGACGUGUUUGUCUUGCACAACGUCCUCGACUACAUAUUUGUCUUCCCGUUCCCGUCGUUUGCUGCGCCGGUCGACGUCAUGCGCUUCAAUAGCACACCCAUCUGCCACGACUUUCGCCUUCCGAUGCUGCCGACGCAGCCCACGAACGUCGUCCUCGCGCUCCUCUCGUCCGACCUUGUGGUCUUGGACCCGCUCCAUGGCCUCGACACAUACUCGCACCACAACCGCGGGGGCCGCAUCUGUGCCAGCCCCGUGACCAGCGUCAAGUGGGUUGGCCAAAGCCACACCGAGUUCGUUGUCGCGCACGAGUCGGGCGACCUCUUCCUGUACGACCACACUUGGAGCGACGAGUCUCUCGCGAGUCUCGUGAGCGAAGAGAGCCCGGACUUUCCGAUUCGCAGUCAGCGCGAAGACCGUGUGAACCCGACGCUGCACUGGAAGGUGUCGAGCUCUGCGAUUUAUGACGUGGCCUUCUCGCCGCACGGCAAGUACCUCGCCAUCGCGGGGCGGGACGGCUCGCUCACUGUCGUGCAGUUUCACUUGCAGCGGAAGAUUGCGCUCAUGAAGAGCGCGUUUGGAGCGCUCACGACGCUUGCGUGGAGCCCCGAUAGCAACUACCUCCUCACGGGCGGGCAAGACGACUGCGUGACGCUCUGGAGUCUCCGCCACAACGCCGCCAUCGUGCGCUGCGAAGGCCACCGCUCCUGGGUCACGCGCGUCGCGUUCGACGAGUGGUUUUGCUCGCCGCAGCACCUUCGCUUCGGCUCCGUCGGCGAAGACGGCAUGCUGAUUCUCUGGGACGUGCCCGUGCCAGGCAACGUCGACGAGACGUCAGGAGUGGCCUGCCGCACCCUCUCGACGCCGACGUUGGCGGCGACGCUCUUUGACGGGCCCGCGACGCACAUUGCGUUUCAAGCGGCUUCGAUUGCGGUCAGCGCACGUGACGGCGCGGUGCGGGUCUUCGCGCGUCCGCCCGACGACUGCUUUCCCGACGACGUCCUCGCUCAAAACAUCCCGUCGUACGACAUCAACUAA